GCUCGACGAAGUCGCAUCACGCCGCCGUAAGCCAAAACGUCAAUCUGCCGAGAACCCCGGCUCAGAAUACGCUUGCAGGAUGCGCCUCUUGGAGAUAAAAGAGCAUGGCAGCCUCAGCCUUCGGGAAUAUUCCCCAGAGGACGUCCCGCCAUAUGCUAUCCUCUCGCACACCUGGGGACCCGACGACCAGGAGAUCACCUUUCAAGACGUCCAUAAACAUACAGGCCACCACAAGGAUGGGUAUCGAAAGUUCGCGUUCUGCAGCCAACAGGCUACACUGGAUGGCCUGAACCAUUUCUGGAUCGACACUUGCUGCAUAGACAAGUCCAACAGCCAGGAGCUUCAAGAAGCGAUCAACUCCAUGUUUCGUUGGUUCAGAGAUGCCGAGCAUUGCUACGUCUUCCUCACAGAUGUGCACAAAAACGCCAGCGACGACGACAACAGACCGUCACAAGUACAAUGGGAGAAAGCCUUCAGAAGCAGCCGGUGGUUCACCCGCGGUUGGACACUACAGGAACUGCUAGCGCCAUCAUCUGUGCAGUUCUUUUCAAAAGACGGUAGAAAGCUAGGAGAUAAGAGAACUUUCGAGCAGCAUAUUCACGAGAUUACGAGCAUUCCUAUUGCCGCCCUCAGAGGUGGCUUGUUCGAGCACGAUGUUGACGAGCGAAUGAAGUGGAUGGGCAAGCGGGAGACAACGCGCCCAGAGGAUAUAGCUUAUGCACUUCUCGGGCUGCUUGGCGUUCAGAUGCCCUCAAUAUAUGGUGAAGAGAAAGAAAGCGCAUUACGGCGGCUACGUAGAGAGGUUCGCAAGGUCACCUCCCCCCUGUCUGUACCCAUGGCAAACAGAGCUGCGUUCGACUCCCGCGACGAAGAGCAUAAUCCACGAUGCCAUCAGAAGACACGUACAGAACUUGUCCAUCAGAUUGAUGAAUGGGCGAGAUUUGGCAAGGAGCCAAUAUUCUGGUUAAAAGGCAUGGCUGGAACCGGCAAGUUAACAGUGUCGCGAACAAUUGCCCAGCGCUUCGACAAGGGCAUGCUUGCUGGCAGCUUCUUCUUCAAGAGGGGUGAGAUCGAUCGUGGCAAUGCUACCAAGUUCUUCACCACUUUAGCCGCCCAUUUUGCUAUCAGAGUGCCGCACGUUAGACGAUUGGCCCGUAGUACGCUCGAUGCUGAUCCCAGACUUCCUUCGAAGGGCUUACGCGAGCAGUUUGAACGGCUUAUCUGGCAGCCACUUACCCAAUUACAAGAUCCGCAGACUUUUAUCAUUGUGAUUGAUGCGCUUGACGAGUGCGACCGAGACGAAGAUAUCAGGGUUAUAAUCUACCUCUUUGCACGAGAAAAAACUCUCCGCCAUAUCCGCCUACGAGUAUUUCUUACCAGCCGCCCUGAGCUACCGAUUCGCCUGGGAUUUACACAAAUUCGAGGCGAUUACUAAGAACUUGUUCUUUAUAUAAUACCGAGAACUACCAUCGAGCAAGAUCUUCGUAUCUUUCUUAUCGACGAGUUGAUUAGAAUUAGGGACGAACAUAACGUUGAUACGUUCGAGGAUGUGAAACUCCCACCAGAUUGGGCUGUUGCAUAUAUCGAUUCAUUAGUCAACAUGGCCCUCCCGCUUUUUAUUUACGCUGCUACGAUAUGUCGUUU
Messenger RNA from Microdochium trichocladiopsis, 1644 nucleotides. RefSeq names its product heterokaryon incompatibility protein-domain-containing protein. Bases 80 to 1435 code for a protein of 451 amino acids. The record is from RefSeq and is a predicted model, not a curated record. The transcript has a single exon. Lineage: Eukaryota; Fungi; Ascomycota; Sordariomycetes; Xylariales; Microdochiaceae.